Messenger RNA from Anopheles arabiensis, 3121 nucleotides. RefSeq lists its product as uncharacterized. The transcript has 5 exons. Gene Ontology annotation, molecular function: protein-macromolecule adaptor activity. The record is from RefSeq and is a predicted model, not a curated record. Gene Ontology annotation, cellular component: membrane; endoplasmic reticulum. Lineage: Eukaryota; Metazoa; Arthropoda; Insecta; Diptera; Culicidae. Bases 1548 to 2045 code for a protein of 165 amino acids.
UAAUUUCCAUGUCGACUCAACUGAAGUCCUUUCUCCAUCGUGGUCUUCGCUGGAUAACAUUCCAAAAUUCCAUUUUAUCCAAAUGUUGUUAGCAGCUGCAUCCUGUGAAAGCUUCCAUUCGCCACGAUUGCGGCUGUACUCUACUCGCAUUCCCAAGAAGAACUUCGUUUGUCCACAGUCGGUCAUUUCAAAUUCAUCUGUGAACUGGCGCUUCAGCUUCUCGAUCGUUUGAAUAUUUCUUCCAACAAUUAGAAGAUCGUCGAUAUUAAGCAACAAAUAAAUUGCAGACAGGUCUCAGUUGAAACGUAUAGGCAGUAGUCCCGGUUUGAUCUACGGAACCCAAACUUUAACAAUGACGAGUUGAAGCGGUCAUUCCAGAAUCGUGGAGUUGUUUGAGACCAUAAAGCUCCCAAAUAUUCGAAAAUGUGACUCAAAUAUUCGAAACAGUUAAUAUAAACAAAGUGUACCAUUUUUUUCAGAAAGUUUUAUAAAUACUAAAACGGCGAGGUGUCGACCUUACCUACAGUGUUGAACCAACACUGAACUUCCCCAAAGUUUUUUUGGCAUCAUUCUUCGUGAUGCACCUGAGUCAAACCACAUACCAUUUCUGUGAGAUACUGUUUAACCUUCAAGGCAUACUAGAUUUUGUUAUGGAACAAACUGUCAAAUUGUGUGUCGAUGUAUUGGUGAGGAAGAACACCAUAAGCCCAUCUGAUAUAUACACUCACUUUGGUCAAUCUAUUGGUGAUGAUGAUGAUGAUGAUGAUAGGUCCCACCUCAUACCCCAACACAGGAUUGAGAAAGACGAAGUAUCGUAAGAUAUUAAAUAAACUGGUUUAGUAAUGCUAAUUCAAAUUUAUAUCGAGCAAGUGGUGAGAUCACAGAUGCGUUUAAAAGCAACAACAUGACAACAAAGGAAUUUCCGGAUUUACAUCAACCUUGUAACGUCAAAUAAAAGCGGAAAACGUUAUAAAGCUUCCGGCGUAAUCAAUUGCUCCAUGGGUUUCCUUUUCGUAUAGCCAGUCCAAAGAUAACGUUUUUUAUCUUAGUCCACUGCUUUCCAGUAUUCCCCACAUCUCGCUUAACUGCGAGCACCAGGUUUAACGCUGUUUCACAAGAGUGACCUUCCCUAUAGCCUAAUUGCUCCCGAACCUAGAGCUCAUGAGUAUCAAGAAAUAUAGCUGAAGAGUGUCCUCAACGAUGCGUGAAAAAAGUUUUCCUAUAAGUGGUCUAAGAAACUGUCCAGAGUGCCGCAAAAUCUGAUAAUAGGUGAAAUAUGAGGUGUCCGGCUUUACGUGAUCGCCACUGUAGAAUCAAUACCGAACAAGGAAAAAACUGCAGGCAAAAGUAGUAACCAAUGAUUUCAUCCAAAUAAAUUUGUAAAAUCGUUUCUCCAGCAAUUGAAGCACCCGAAAAACUAGAAAGUACCUGCCUAGCUAUCGGGCCAUACAACGACAGUACCACGGCCAUAAUAACCAACUUCAAUCAUUUAAUGAUCGAAAACUACGUUUCCAUUUAAUCUAAUCGAAAAUCGAAAUACAUACAUAAUGGAACGGAAGCUAUUAUAUGCAUUUCGCGGAUGGAUUGCCUUUGUGGCCUUCAUGGAUUUAGGUACAGCCUUCCGGUGUUACAUAGAGCGACGGAGUUUUCUAGGAGAUCAUUCUGAAACGCAGUUUAUAGAAGGAGACUACACAAUUUCUAGGAUACUGGGAAUAUAUUGUAUAUUAAAAGCAGUCGCAUUAGUUCAUUGUACGCUGUACAUACAUUACAAACCAGUUGUUAGCAUGGGAGGCUGCUCAUUAGCAAUUACAAUGAUGCUAUACAUAACGGAGGCCUUGUAUUUCCGCUCAACUACGUUAAACUUCUACGUUAUAUUUCCUUGCGUUUUGAAUUCGAUAACACUUAUAGGUCUAUUAUAUAUUCCACGUAAAUUGCGACUCUGGGAGCAUCGAAUUGCUUCCGAAAAUGAUGACGAAAAUUCGCAACUGUUGAAGCAAAUGGGAGGAUUCAAAAAAAGACGAGCGCAUAAAAAUAAAACACCAUGAACAGUGUGAAUAGCAUAAUGUGAGGUCUUUUUCUAUUAUCGUUAUUUUCAAAUAGUAUCCCAACCCACCUGUUCUCAUAUAUUUUGGCACCCUCAAGACUUGUUUUCAUGAGUAAGAGUCGACUAUGUUGUAUUACAAAAGUACGGUAAUCCCAACGACCCAACAGAUAACCAUAUCGAUGGUAUAAUCAUUAAAAAAUUCUCACAAUUUUGCACGAUUCAACAUGUUUUCAGACAAUUAUUUAAAACACAAAUAAACAACCUCACAAUCUUGCCUAUACUUGACAAAAUUACAUUUCUAUUUCCGAAGAGUGUCCAUAUCAAUUUUACUCGAACCUUUUUUCCUUCUUCGAAAAGCCAUAUGUAAGAAAUUCAUACGCCUUGUGCACCAAUUGCAACAUGCUAUAUAUUUCAUGGUAGCUAACACAAGAAAUCAAAUCUUCGCAAUGAUAGAAGGAAUAGAAUACAAGUAACCAUUUCAUAAUAAUUUUCUACGCCUUCCAACUAUUGGGUAAAAAGAAAGGAAAAAGAAAGAUAUUUCAUAUAUGACGAUUUGCUAACACCACGAAACAAUUAAAAUGAAGGCUUGAUGACAAUGUUUAUUCAAGAAAAUUCAGGGGUAUUAAAUUAGUAGAAGCAGAUGGACUUUACAACAACACAUUGUGAAUGCAACUAAGCUUUAAACAUUUAUAACACGAAUUCUAACGCAUGUCACGUGCCGUAAAUAAUAGUAUCACAUAAUUUAGGGUAAAAGAAAAGAUUACCCCUUGGUUGCCUUACUAAGCGCCUCAAAAUAUGUAAUUUAAUUAUUUAUCACAUUGGUUUGGCUAGUUCAGUGUAAACGUUCAUUGAAAAAGUGAAGAACAAUUGUUGGAAUUACUCAUUAAAUUCGAUUUUCCAAACAUUUAACAAGAAUAGCAACAAGUAAAGUUUUUAAGCACUCCAGUUCCUAACUCCGAUCCAGUAUUGAAUCAGCCAAGGGGUAAAAUUUACCUUAAUAGAAUAUUUUGUUCGUCGUCUAGCUUUCAACGAAGAAAGUAAAAAAAAAACUAUUUGACACCCUGAUACCAUAAACGU